Molecule: messenger RNA, 9469 nt
Organism: Paralichthys olivaceus (Japanese flounder)
Lineage: Eukaryota; Metazoa; Chordata; Actinopteri; Pleuronectiformes; Paralichthyidae
Source: RefSeq, a predicted model, not a curated record
AUGAAGAGAAUUUCUCAAUCUAGGGCUGCAUCUCUCUCUCCUCCACCCUAUGUCGUCAUCCUCAUCUCUUGCUCUGGGCUCGUCUCUUUCGUCCUAUUGCUCCUCACCUGCCUGUGCUGUAAAAGAGGAGUGGGGUUCAAUGAGUUUGACAAUGCCGACGGGGAGGAGUGCUCUGGAGGCUCCAGCCCCAUCCAGGAGGACAGCCUGUCGUCAUGUCCCUCCCUCCCUGAGGUUUACACCUUACCAGUCAGAGACAGGUCCAACUGCCCCGCCCUGCAGGAUGGAGCAGACUCUAAGUCUCAGUGCUUCAAAAGACACACUUUAAACUACCUUCAGGAAAUAGGAAAUGGCUGGUUUGGAAAGGUGAUCCUGGCGGAAGUGCUGUGUGACUGCAGCUCCUCUCAGGCUGUGGUGAAGGAGCUGCGUGUCAGUGCCAGCCCUCUGGAGCAGAGGAAGUUCUUGGCUGAGUCAGAGCCGUACAGGAGCCUUAAACAUCCCAACAUCCUUCAGUGUUUGGGGCAGUGCAGUGAGAGCAUCCCGUUCCUCCUGGUUAUGGAGUUCUGUCAGCUGGGUGACCUGAAGAGGUAUCUGCGAGCCCAGCGCAAGUCAGAUGGGAUGACUCCAGACUUGCCGACUCGGGAUUUGUUGACUCUUCAGAGAAUGGCUUUUGAGAUCACCUCGGGCCUGCUGCAUCUCCAUGAAAACAACUACAUCCACAGUGAUUUGGCUUUAAGAAACUGUCUGCUGACCUCCGACCUCACUGUCAGGAUAGGCGACUACGGCCUUUCACACAACCAUUAUAAGGAGGACUAUUACCUAACUCCAGACAAGCUAUGGAUCCCACUGCGCUGGAUUGCUCCUGAGCUGCUGGAGGAAUACAGAGGAUCUCUUAUCGUUACUGACCAGACCAAGACCAGUAAUGUGUGGUCGCUGGGGGUGGUGAUAUGGGAGCUAUUUGAAUUUGGCUCCCAGCCCCACAGACACCUAAGUGAUGAAGAGGUGCUGACCUUCGUUAUUAGGGAGAGACAGAUCACGCUGGCCCAGCCCAGACUCAAACUCUCCCACGCAGACUACUGGUAUGAGAUCAUGCAGUCCUGCUGGCUACCUCCAUCUCAGCGCCCAUCUGUAGCUGAGAUAUUCCUCCUCCUCUCCUCCCUCUUGGCCGCAGAGCGAGGAAUGGCCAGGGGGAGUGUUGGGGAAGAGGAUGAAGAGGACGAGGAGUAUGAGGAGGGCAGGGGAAGGAGAGGCGAGAGCGAGGAAUCGUUUGAAAGACGCUGGGACUUACUCCGACCACCUGCCUUCCAGACUGCAGCAAACGAGCGGCAAAGGGAGAGACAGUACAGCAGGGAGGACAGAGACAACUCUUACCCCCUGCUGGACCCGGUGGGGAACUGUAUCACCCCGUCCUCGUCUGAAUUGGACGACAUCCUGACAGUCACUGAAACAAGCAAAGGAUUGAACUUUGAGUAUUUCUGGGAGAAGGCUCAUGCCAGACGAGGCUACAAACCACUUCCUCCUCCUCAGCCAAUCCCUACUGUGAAUAAUAACCACAGACAGUCUUUGGACACUCCCACUGUGGUCCCGGUUAUUAGCGCUCGCAGUCCCUCCCUUGCCAGCGAGUACUACAUUAGGUUAGAGGAGCAUACUCCCCAGGACAGGUCGCCAACUCUUAAAGGGAAGGCACAGUGCUCUUUCCGCUCCGACUCAAUUUGCCCUGGAGAUGUGGAGCUGGUUGAGAUCCGCAGUGGGUUGCUGGGUAAAGAGCGCAUCCCGUAUUGUUCCUCUGACAAAUGUGGAAAGGGGCUGCAGACGGUCAGAUCCAGUGAGGUUCAGCUCCAGGUGCCUAACACAGGUAUGGCAGAGUUCAGAGACACUUCCAGCAGAGUGACUGACUUCUCAGUGGUUGAUUUAGGGGACGACGAAGAGGAGGAGAAGAAGAAGAGCAGUGAGGGAGAUAAAAGAUCAUCAAGUUCCCAAGCCCCAGUUCUCCCUCCCAAACCUCGCUCUAUGUCCAUGUCAUCAGCCAAUCACCUUCACUCACGCCCCCUCCCCGCCCCUCCGCUCGGAUACAGAGGACUGCCUCACUACAGCAUUAGCGGAAAAAUCGAGACAGACCCCCAUCACAUGAGCAGCUGUCCACCUUCUACUUUUGAUCACUUUGGGCUCCAUCGCUCCAGACAGACUCUACCCCCAUCCCCGUCCCUCUCCCCGUCCCUCCCCCCAUCCAGCCAUCCAAUUUACCCUCAGCCUCCUCAAAUGUGUCCUCCUCCUCUCCCUCCCCACUCCAAACCACAAAGAAGCUGCCCCAGCUACAAUGAAUUUUACUCCAGAUACAGUAAGCCGCAGAUGCAGAGAUGCAAUAGAGACCCACUAUCCAGUGACUUGUCACAUAGAGAGAGUGUCACCAGACAUGCAGCAUCAUUGCACAACUCAAAGGAGGCUUCUCAUCCACGUGUAAAAGCCUUUGAUUCCCCUGUUCGUCGAGAAAACCCUUUGCGCCCUAUUUAUCGCAAUCUACCCCGCCCCCAGACUGAAUGCCAGUCUUCGUCCAGUCCCACCUACUCAGAUGAGGAUGACUCUCCCUUCAUGUCUCCUGAGAGACCCUGCGGUGCGACGACUGUCACCCACUCCAGCCUGUCUGAAGAUGCAGACCCAGCCAUUCCGGACCUCUUCUUCAGGGGAAUGAAAAGGACGCAGUCUCGGCUCGACACCAUCCUCCCUGCCAUUUGGAAAGAGGAUGCUGAACUUCAGGCUGAACGUGUAGCCGCAGCGAAAAAAUCCCCUAUGCAUUUGUUUCUGACAGAAAUAUCUACUGUGACAGAGUCCAACGAGUCCAAGUCAGAGGCUUCAUGGGAGGGAACGAAAGUGGAGAAAAGAGAUGGAGAGGGAUGGGGAAACUUUGUCUUGCCCAACAGAGGAAUGAGACGUUCCCAGUCUCUGAUUACAGAGCUGGGAUCAGUGGGGCAGUCAUGGGGGCCAGAGAAACAUAUCAACCAGACAGGAGCUGAGGAGGAAUAUACAGUUACUAAAGAAUCAUUUCAGAGGGAACUUUUCCUGACAGAGAUCGACACAGGGAGGAUGGACGUGGAUGUGGAGGAAGGAUCAAGCAGUGACCCAGUAAAAUACCUCUAUCCUGCAGGAUCCAGAUUACGGCCAUUUGUCUGCACUCCAGGCUUUCCCUCAUGCACUGAGGCUGAGGACGCGUAUUCAAAAGGUAUACGCAGGUCUCGUUCUCUGCUCUCUGAGAUCACCAUCAGCAAGCAGGAGUCUGAUCUACAGCAAACUGAGAAGGAGCCACAGAGAGCUGAAAUGACCAGGGAGGAGUUCCUGAAAGAGAUCCAGUCGGCGGAGACCUUUUUGACGGAAAUAAUAUCAAGACAAAACGCUGCAGCAAACAGGAAGGAGGCAGAACCCGCUUCCUCUCCUACUCCACUAUCACCUGAAUAUGAGUCCAUAUGCAUUGACCCAAACUCCACACAGACCAUUAGUUUUCAGUCAGAGAACUCCAUACGAAGCAAAGGCAAAGAUGAUGCACAAACCGAGGCCAUCUAUGCCCAGGUGACCAAGCGUGCUAAAAAGAGUGAGAUAAAAGUUUCCAUCCGACCUGAGAUCCCAAUCCUUCACAUAGGAUCAAACAAACAGAAUCUCAAACUGGACAGCCAAGGAAACGAUGCUGACCACUGCCAAUCUGGUGAGUUUGUGUUUUCAGAGAUCAUGCCCAAAAACGGUUUACUGCACAACCAGAUGCCUGUAUGUCAGAAGGAGGAGGAAUGUGCGGAUGGUCCUGCUUUACCUGCCAGAGGAGAGCAAACAGAUCUCUCAGAGGCAUCUUCUCUGGAGUCCUCUGAGAAUGUCAAAGAAUCCAACACUGUGAUACUGCAUGAUAACCAAUUGCUGUUUACACAUGAAGCAAAUACUCAAAAGUCUGCUGUUGUAGGGAACGGUGAAAUAAUGAAGGAAGACCUACGGGCCACUAGUCCUGAGAGAGGAGAUCAAAUAUGUGGAAAGACUGAUACCACGUCACAUGAUCCCAAGACAGAACAGAACCACGCUGAUAACAUUUCUGCAGCUGCUGAGUUGGAGAACUCUAAAAAUAUGGGUUCUCAAAAUGACGAUGAAAGCUUUGUAAAGACAAAGAGAGAAAAUUUACUUCACUUCAUUGAUGGCGGCCCAGAAAAAUACUGUCAAAAGGCAGCCAGUCCUGCCGCCACUCCAACCACUCCAGACUGGGACCCAUCCUCUGAUGUCUCGCUCGUCACCCCCACAGACUCGGUCCUGUCACCUAUGACUUCCAGCUCGGCCGACUGCCUCACACCUAGUGACUCAUGGACAGGAGGAGGAGGAGGGAGCAGCGGGUGGCGAGCACUGGGAAAUGAAACACCACAUCGAGACUCUGCCUAUUUCUCAGACAGUGACUGGGAGGGUGACGGGAUGAACAGGAGGAGCAGCGAUGGACUCAACUCAUCAAGGCCGAGCAGCGGUCGAGGAGGAGAUCGGGGAAUACUGACAGGGAUUGAGGAAAGAACUGAGGAGGAGGGAGAGUUUUGGGAAAAGAGUCCUUUAAGAACUGGAACUGGAAAAACUGUCAUGACGUGUGAAGAGGGUAUAACAUAUCAAAAUACUGAAAAUUGCUUCUAUACUCUAGCUGAUGACAAAGAUAUUCUUAGCAAAGGGCUGCAGUCCUCACAGAGGGACGAUUCUGGCAUUUUCCACAAUGACAGCAAAAAGUCAACAUUGCUGUGUGACGAUCCCCAGGCCAAGGACUGUGUUGAACUUAUCGAUACGUUGUUCUCUAAGUUAGACGAUGAGCCACUGAAAGGGCUGCCACACAGUCAUGUAGACAACCUCUACACAGAUGGCAUCGUCUCCCAGAUAACAGAUCACAGACACCAGGACUCUGCAGAUAACGAUUCCAAGAGCCUCACUGAGACAAAUGUUUUGAUCAGGUCUGUAUCUGGUCAAUCCAAAGACUGCAUGUUAAGAUCAAGCAUCAAAGAUCACACAAGUGUUUCAGAGAUCGAUGUUGAUCUCUCUGCACUGAAUUCCCUCAAACAUGGAAGUGACACUGUGGAAAAUGUAGAACUGUCCAAAGUUGCCAACGGAGAUUCCAGAAUAUCUCAACUAUACAGCAUUAAAAGCAAUAACGCCAUACUCAUGGAUGAAACGCAGUCAGAGGUUGAGUCAAGGGAUGAUGGGAAGUCUGACAGUGAUAAAGUGAGUGGACUGACAUGGGCUCAGAGGGAUGAUGAAGAACCUGAGACACGUGAAGAAAGGCCUGGUAUAGACCACAAUGAGCUGGGUCUGAGAAACCUCUGCUGCUCAAACAGCAGCGAGGAAAAGAAGACGUCUACAGAGACGGAGAAACAGCUGGCUGCUGCAGAGAUGAGUAAUGCCAUGAAGGAAAAGUCGCCCCUGAGAGGACGAGCAAGUGGCGUUGACUCUGCAAACGAUGCGGAUACAGAUUCCUGUGAGGGCCUGGAUGUUAAAGCUAAAGAGUUAUGGAGUGCUCUGGAGGAGGAUGAAGAAAAAUCAGGUCCUGACGUGGUGAGAGGAGAGUUUGACUGCCACCGUUUCUCACAGUCAAGGGACUUGCGCUUGUGGCCCGAUGAAAAUGACCAGUGGGCGUCUCCGGAGAAGAGGUGCCAAGAUAUGGAGCUAAGAUCUGAAUUCUUCUCCGGCUUCAGUAAUAAAGCAUGGGAGGUGGGGGACAGGCUCGUGGUAGGUCAGGAGUUUUGGGAGACUGAGGAAAACGAUGAACUUGCAGGAAGUGAACCUCACCCGGCUGUCCAGGAGGGUUGUGAAGAAAUGUGGAAUGAUGAAACACAAGGACUGACCGGUAAUCUCAGCAUGAAGGAAAACAUUGACCCGGAGGACAAAGAAAACCAGCCGGCUUCCCAAUCAGUACACAUACAACAGGAUGAAAAUAUUGAGAAUCUAGGAGAAAUUGACAGUUUCAACAAGGUGCUGAAAAGAGAAAUCUCAGAUAUUGAAGUGGAGAAUAUAGAAAUCCCCGAGCAAGAGACCUCAAAGCAAAGAGAGAGGCAGAUUUUAUCAUGCACAGAGACGGUCGGGUACAGGGAAGGUUGGCUAGACUCGACAGAGACAGAGGAGAAUCACAAUUUUAACAGUUGGCCUCAGAAUCACCUCAGCGAGAUCCAAACGGAGGAGCAGGCAUCAGCUGAGCAUGUUGACCAGGAAACUGAUUCUAAUUUAGAUAACUACUUAAGUCACACUCAGAAUAACAGCGCAAAUAUAUCAAUUUGCAUCACAGAAGCUCCUCAUGUGAACUUUGCAGACCUGGAAAAUGAGGAAUCAGGUUUAGAUUCAGAGGCUGAAAUGAGACCACAGCUGUCUGGUUACAUAGAAGAUAGAAUUGUCUUCAUGAACACAGAGGAGGAUUUCAGAGACAUUCAGUCAGAUCCCAUCUGUUGUCCCCGUGACCUUGACUCACAGGAGGAGAUAGAUCCACAGGUAGAUAAUUUCAGCUCCGUAGAUUUUCCAAGUCCUCCACCGAGCAUAGACCUUGACGUGCAAGAUGAUAAAUUGGAAAGUUUGGACGACUCGUUUCCUAGUCCACCGCUCUCUGUUAUCGAGGCAGAGGAGUUCAUUAGUCACAUUAAUCUAGACGACUUUAUUGCCAGCACUGACACUGAGCAGUAUAUUUUCCCACCGCACAAUACAAACGUCCCGCAGCCUCCACUGCAUGAAUCCCCCCCUGCUCCAACGCAGAGUAAAGGGAUCUUGGCCAACCUGAACCUGCCCUCUGUGCAUAUAACAAUGCAUGAUGACAGCAAUUUUACAUCUGACAGUGAAAGUCAGGAGGAACAUAAUGACCUCUCCCAGAAAACAUCAUCCACCACCCCCUCUUCACCCCAAGCUCCUGUCAACAAUCUCCCAGAACUAUUGAUUUCUGAGUGGAAAGAUUUGGACGAGGAGCCCCUGGAGGAUUUUGAAAAACUGGAGCAGUUGUGCUGCAUAUCUGGGGAUGAGGAGGACGCUCUGGGGGAGCUUUUCUUGGGAAACCUGGAGCUCCUGGAAUCUUUGAAGAAAUCACCUGAUCAGAAAGGUAGCAGCUCCGGGGAUCGGGACACAGGUGAGGAGAUUUGUGACUCCUCUCCUCCCAGGGAGAGCAGGGUGGAUUUGAAGGAGGAUGGAAUCUCCAAUAACUUUGAUAAUCUGGGGGAGUCUGCACCUCCCAUGAUCCUGGAUUCACAAGAGGAGAUCAAUGAAGUGCUGAGAUCAUCAGGCCAGACAUCUGACAUCAAAGACCAGGGGUCUCUCUCCAAGAUGACAACGAAGAAUGGCCUAAUGAUGCAGGUGUGUGAGGAGAGGCUGCAGUUCUCCCUCAGUGAAAAUGUGAAAACAAAUGUGCUUUGGGGAGCGACUGUGAAAGACACUGCAACGCUGCGACCGUGGGGAGAACAAAUCUCAGAGAGCAGCAAGCUGGUCACUGUGAAAGAGCAGAUAGACGAUGAAAGUGAAGAGGAGCUGGAAACUGUUCCCAACGUUCAACCCGACAUCGACGAACAUGAAGAACCUAAAGAAGAGCCGCUCACUGUGAUUGAACAACCUGAGGUUACACCUCAGCCCAUUGCAAACCAGGCAAUGAAAGCAAAACUCGCUCGUCUGUCUCUCGCCCUCCCUCCUCUCGCUCUGACUCUCCCCCUCACCCCCACCGGUAAAGGAGGAUUUGGGGAUGGAGCGAUUGGAAACAGGAUUGGAAGACGGAGAGGUCUGUCGUCAGGGAGCGACCCUGACGAUGAUGAGGAGGAUGAACAGGAGGACGAAAGUUCCCGGAGGGUGAUCGUCGUCACAGAAACCGACGUGGACAAACGCGUUGGGCUGAGGAGUCUGCUGAAGUCACCCAAGGAGCCAAUGGACAGAGAGAGGGACAGAGGACGAAAUGUGUCCUUUUUUGAUGAUGUCACAAUCUAUCUUUUUGAUCAGGAAACUCCAACAAAUAAGUUGAGCUCUUCAGCUACCACGAGUCCAGCUGCCGUUUCUGUCAAAAGCAACAAGUUGGAUCUGCAUGGGCCAAACAUCAAAAGCAAAGAAUCAAAGAGGAAAGAGGAUUUAAAACCAAGGUCGCCUGUGGGGGCCAAUCCAGUGACAUCAUCGCGCUUCACUGUCAGUCCUGCUAACGACCCCCACUUGGUGUGAUGUUAGGUGUCGUCGUGGGAACCUUCAGAGCUCAACCCUCUUGGACUGGCCAGUGAAUUAACCACAACAACCAGCCAAUCGCCCAGAGGCUAUUUUUUUAUUGAAUAGGCAACUGAAAGAAAGAUACUCCCGUUCUUGAGGCUGGACACAUUCCAGGUUUUACCAGCGACAGGAUUUUGUAUGACAGGGGCUGCUGUGCUCCGGCCUGCCAUUGUUUACAGAGUUUAUUCAGAGCCUUCGGCUACAAGAAGUCUUUGCAAAAGGCAGCAUAUGCUAAGAGAAGAGGAGCCUGGAGCUUUGUAAAAUCUGAAACUGAUUUGACAGCUAUGCAGUGGGAGUCUUGCUGUGUACCAGCUUACCUUCUCUUUUUCUGCUUCAUUCUGUUGUAUUAUUCCCCAGAUGUGCGGGGAAUGCACUUUCUUUAGUCAUUCAUCUGUCUAUGUAAACGGUUGGAUUCCAGUCCUCUCUUUAUAAAAGUUGUUUGUUGCAGUCAGUCGGUUGUUCCUGUAGGCAGCAGUUUGAAUCAGAAAUCGCUUGACUCCUUGAUUUGAGAAUACUCAUUUACAUUUGUACAAAUAUCAUAAUACAAGUGUAUACAGUAUCAUUUUAGAGCUGUUUACUUUUAGAUGUAUUCUUAGACUGCACGGAAAAUCAAACAAGCUAUGUUUCUUAAUACUUUUAGUUCCAAAAAGGUUUAUCUUCUAUUAUUUAUUAUUAAGUAUUUAUUUAUUUUAUUUUUAUCCUUUUAUGUAAAGCCAGUUUCCAUGCAAUAUUUUAUUUAUUUUGGUAUUUACUUAUUUAUAAUUCGAUUUAUUUAUUUGCUUUUGUGCAAUUAACAUAUAUUAACCUAACUGUAAUUUGUUUGGGACAGAAUGCAUCUAGGUUAUAUCCUCUGUAAGAUCUUCAUAACAUAUAAAUCGAAAAUAUUUUCCCAAACGUAUUAAUUGCUAAAAAAAAGUAUUUUGUAUAAUUUUACUUGUUAAUAUAUGCCCAUCUGUGUGGAACUAUGUCCUGUAAUGUUUGAUUAUUUUCCUAUGUCUAUGGAUUUUUAGCUGUCUCGUCAUUCUUUGACCUCGUUUAAAGACAGUUAAUGUAGCUUAGCAUGAAAAAUGGAAGCCGCUCAUCGGUGAAUAACUCCAUCUGUUUGUGUAUCUGUUAAUUUAUGCCAUUUUCUACUAAUAAGAGUCCAUCAUGCAGUCGAGGUCCAACUAGUCCAUUUGUUUAGUCUGUUUAAAUGUUGGUUUAAAACCUGUAUUGUUUUAAGAAUGGUUUUCAAGGGGUAAUGUAUAAACAAGGGGAAAUAAAAACC